CCCAUGUGACUUUCUCUGCUCCUGUCUCAGCUCUCGCAAAAGCUCACCCGCGUACACACCGCUUCCUCCAUUUUCGCGCUUCUUUUGCGCUUUCUCUCUCAUUACUCUUCGCUUCCGUCUUUCUCUCUCUAUAUAAAACCCUAAAAUUCACAGAGAAUGUAAGAAAAUUUUGCAGAGAAAUCUCUCAAUCUCUCUCCAGAUCUUUUUCUCAGAGAGGGAGAGAGAGUUUGGUGUCCUUUAAUGGCUUCUCUUCGUUUGCGGUAUCUGUUCUGAUACUCCCAGAGCUUUGGCCGCAGAUGAAGCUUGUCGUUGCUCAGAUCGCUUUAGUUUUUCUAAUCAUCAGUUAUGCCAAUCCGAUUCCAGCUGUUUUUUGCAGCUCUAAUGAAAACAUCGAUGGUUAUGAGAAGCUAAUCAUAGGAGAAGAGAAUACAGCUCCAUGGAGUGGUUUUAUGCAGUUUGCGGAAGCGCCGGGGCCUGCAAAUGGCAGAUCUGCUGACACACUUGUUUUGGCAGCAGAGAAGACGAACAGACCGGAUAUCCUUAAUGGCUUCAAACAUUAUCGAGGCGGCUGGAACAUUUCUAAUAGGCAUUACUGGGCUUCUGUUGGAUUUACAGGUUCUGUGGGCUUUAUUCUUGCACUACUAUGGUUCGUGUCUUUCGGCUUGGUUCUUGUGGUACAACAUUGUUGUCGAUGGAAGAUAAGCAUCAAAGACAAAGGAACCCACCUUCCACAUAAGAUCUGUCUUAUAUUGCUACUUGUCUUCACAUGUGCUGCAGCGGUUGGAUGCAUUCUUCUUUCUGUUGGGCAAGAUGAAUUUCAUGACAAGGUGUUUGAUACUCUGAAAUAUGUUGUGAAUCAGUCUGACUACACUGUGCAGACUCUCAGAAAUGUCACAGAUUUUCUAUCUAUUGCUGAGACUAUAAAUGUGGAUGAAGUUUUUCUCCCAUCAAACGUCAAGGACGAAAUUGACAAGUUGAAUGUGGAUUUAAAUACUGCAGCGAAUACUUUGACAGAGAAAACAAGUGAAAAUUCUGGAAAAAUAAGAAAAGUCUUCAAUGCUGUGCGAUCAGCAUUAAUCACUGUGGCAGCAGUGAUGCUUGUCCUGGCUCUUCUAGGUCUUUUGCUUUCUGUACUUGGUCACCAACAUGCUAUUUAUAUAUUCAUCUUGAGUGGAUGGCUUCUUGUGGCAAUCACUUUCAUUAUUUGUGGAGUUUUUGUGGUUCUUAACAAUGCAAUUUCAGACACUUGUGUGGCCAUGGGAGAGUGGGUGGACAAUCCUCAAGCAGAGACAGCACUGAGCAGCAUCCUUCCUUGUGUUGAUAAGAAUACCACAGACAAGACCCUGGUACAAAGUAAAGAAGUCAUUAGCCAGCUCGUGAAUAUUGUGAACACAGUGAUAUACACUUUUCCCAACACAGACCCUCCUCCUCAAGCUACUCCUUUUUAUUUCAAUCAGUCUGGACCUUUGAUACCACCUCUUUGUUCCCCUUUUGACUUAAAGCUGCAUGAUCGCCCUUGUGGAUCCAUAGAAGUAUCCAUCGCAAAUGCUUCUUCGGAAUGGAAGAAAUACAUAUGCACGACAUCGGCAACUGGAAUCUGCACAAGUGUUGGGAGGCUUACACCGAACCUGUACAACCAGUUAAUGGUGGCUGUGAAUGUGAGCUAUGCCCUUGAUCACUAUGCACCGACAUUGCUCGACUUCCAGGAUUGCAAUUUUGUCCGGGAUACGUUCAGGCACAUCACUUCGGACUAUUGUCCUCCAGUUGAUCAUUACCUCAAGAUAAUUAAUGCAGGGUUGGGGCUUAUUGCAGUGGGAGUCAUGCUUUGCCUUGUCCUCUGGAUUCUCUAUGCAAACCGCCCCCAAAAGGAGGAAGUGUUUGUGAAGUUUUCUCUACCAAUAAAAGCUUUAGAAUGCAUUUGCAAGAAGAGCAGUGGGAACAGAGACGAUAGUAAUAGCAAUAACAACACAUCAAGAACUGGUGAAGCCAUUGUAUAGAUCCCACGAUUGUUACGGUAGCAGUAAGUAGUAUUAUAAGGUAGCUUUCUCUAGUUAAAGAUCAGCCCCCCUUGUCAGCGAUUACCCUUGUGGGGCGAAGCUCCUCAUUUUUGGGUUUUGGGAUACAAUUAUCCUCUUGGGGAGGUGUUACCUUAACCUGGUUCCUAUGUAAAUAUUUAUACAAAAUAUCAAAAAGUUUCUAUCCUUUAGUAAAAGCAAAUCAUUUAUUGUGUUUA
Messenger RNA from Macadamia integrifolia, 2233 nucleotides. RefSeq lists its product as uncharacterized. Lineage: Eukaryota; Viridiplantae; Streptophyta; Magnoliopsida; Proteales; Proteaceae. The record is from RefSeq and is a predicted model, not a curated record. Bases 297 to 1997 code for a protein of 566 amino acids. The transcript has 9 exons. Gene Ontology annotation, cellular component: membrane.